Messenger RNA from Cydia amplana, 389 nucleotides. RefSeq names its product UPF0184 protein AAEL002161. The record is from RefSeq and is a predicted model, not a curated record. The transcript has 3 exons. NCBI's taxonomy places the organism in Eukaryota, Metazoa, Arthropoda, Insecta, Lepidoptera, Tortricidae. The coding region runs from base 100 to 366 and encodes 88 amino acids.
UCUCGAACAUGAUUUUGCGAUACAUUACGUUCUACUGUUUUCAAAAAACAAAUAAAAAUAUUAUUUUAUUUACCUUUUGGUAAUAUUUCUGUAAUACAAAUGGCUGGUCAAGAGAACAACAAGCCCAAUCAGGAUAAAGCUGAGGCUGAUAGUGAAAUUGCGCCGAGCGAUGAAAACAACGACGAUAAUAAUAUUUGUGAAGAGUACGAAAUGUUGGAUUCAAAAUUGGAUGAGCUAAAUACUGCACUUGAUUUUCUGGAACAAAAGAAUGAUGAUAUUCACAAGAAAUUGAAGGAACUUCUUCAGUCUAACAUUGACAUUAGACAACAACUGCAAAAUGAGAACUCCACCUCUCCUGACAAGUAAAUUAAAUGUGAAUAAUUAAAGGA